GCCGCCGCCGCCGCCGCCGCCGCCGCCCGGAGCCGGGCCGGGCCGCCAUCAUGCUGAGCCGGCUCGGGGCGCUGCUGCAGGAGGCCAUAGGCGCGCGGGAACCCAGCAUUGACCUGCUGCAGGCCUUCGUGGAGCACUGGAAGGGCAUCACACACUACUACAUCGAAAGCACAGAUGAAAACACCCCGGCCAAGAAAACAGACAUUCCCUGGCGGCUGAAACAGAUGCUGGACAUCCUGGUGUAUGAGGAGAGGCAGCAGACAGCAGCUGGUGAGGCGGGGCCCUGUCUGGAGUACCUGCUGCAGCACAAGAUCCUGGAGACCCUGUGCACGCUGGGCAAGGCCGAGUACCCACCGGGCAUGCGGCAGCAGGUGUUCCAGUUCUUCAGCAAAGUUCUGGCCCAGGUGCAGCACCCGCUGCUGCAUUACCUCAGCGUCCACAGGCCUGUGCAGAAACUUCUCCGACUUGGUGGGACAGUUACUGGGUCCCUUACUGAAAAGGAGGAGGUGCAGUUCACCACUGUCCUCUGCUCCAAGAUCCAGCAGGAUCCGGCAUUGCUCGCCUACAUCCUGGAAGGUAAAAAGAUUGUAGGUAGGAAGAAGGCCUCCAGAGAACCCACUGCCCUGCCUAAAGACACAGCCAACCACAGGGACAAGGACAACUCCCACAGCAGUGCUCCUGACAGGGGCCCCCCACUGGAGAGGGAGCCCUGCGGAGCCCAGGCCUUGAGCAGCCGCCUGCCUGCAGGGACCGAGGAGCCAGAUGGUGGGACCGGGGAGAACAACCUGAUCACCUCCCUGCUCGGGCUGUGCAAGAGCAAGAAGAGUCGGGUGGCCCUGAAGGCCCAGGAGAACCUGCUGCUCCUGGUGCACGUGGCCUCCCCGGCAGCUGCCACCUACCUGGUGCAGAGCAGCUCCUGCCUCGCCAUCGCCGAGCACCUCUGCCAGCUGUACCACUCCCUGCCCACCUUCCUUGACCCCACAGAUGUUGCCACAUUAGAAGGCAUCAGUUGGAGGUUACCCAGCGCCCCGUCUGAUGAGGCCUCCUUCCCUGGCAAGGAGGCCCUGGCUGCCUUCUUGGGCUGGUUUGAUUACUGCGACCACCUUAUCACAGAGGCACACGCGGUGGUGGCAGAUGCUUUGGCAAAGGCUGUGGCUGAGAAGUUAUUUGUGGAGACUCUGCAGCCCCAGCUCCUGCACGUGUCCGAGCGGAGUAUGCUGACCUCUACUGCCCUGCUGACGGCCCUGCUGCGCCGGCUUCGCUCACCCGCACUGCUGCGAGAGACUGUGACUUUCCUCCUGGGCACGGACCAGCAGCCUGAAGCCCCCGAAGACAACCCCCGCACCCUGUGCGCUCACCUCAUCGGGCACUGCGACCACCUCUCUGAUGAGAUCAGCAUCGCCACGCUGCAGCUGUUCGAGGAGCUGCUCCAGAAGCCCCACGAGGGCAUCAUCAGCAGCCUGAUCCUGCGCAACCUUGAUAGCCGCCUCUAUGUGGCCCGGGGCUCACCAGAGCCCGAGAGCUACGAGGACACACUAGAUCUGGAGGAAGACCCCUACUUCACAGACGGCUUCCUUGAUUCUGGCUUUCAGCCUUCCCCCAAGCCUCACCCAGCACCUGCCACCAACUCGGAUGGCAAAACAGCAGUGACCGAGAUCGUCAACAGUUUCCUCUGCCUGGUCCCUGAGGAAGCCAAGACCUCGGCUUUUCUGGAGGAGACUGGAUAUGACACGUACGUCCACGAUGCUUAUGGACUGUUCCAGGAGUGCAGCUCCCGCGUCGCCCCCUGGGGCUGGCCCCUGGGUCCCACUCCCCUGGACCUCCAUGAGCCUGAACGGCCUUUCUUCGAGGGUCACUUUCUCCGAGUGCUGUUUGACCGCAUGUCCCGAAUUUUGGACCAGCCAUAUAGCCUGAACCUGCAAGUGACCUCAGUCCUGUCCCGGCUCGCCCUCUUCCCCCACCCCCACAUCCACGAGUACCUCCUGGAUCCCUACAUCAGCCUGGCCCCCGGCAGCAGGAGCCUGUUCUCGGUGCUUGUCAGGGUGAUCGGGGACUUGAUGCAGAGAAUUCAGAGGGUACCCCAGUUCCCAGGCAAGCUGCUCCUGGUGCGCAAGCAGCUGAUGGGCCAGGCCCUGGGGGAGCAGCUGGACCACCAGACCCUCCUGGAAGGCGUGGUGGUGCUGGAGGAGUUCUGCAAGGAGCUGGCUGCCAUCGCCUUUGUGAAGUUUCCCCCACACUCUCCAUACCUGUCCCUCUCCCCAGCCCCGGAAGGGCAAGUUUGAGCCAGGAGCAUGAUGGAUGGAGAGACUCCUGUACCCACCUCUGUCCAGGAGCCACCACCGCCUGCCACUGCUCUCCUCCCAGGGGCGGGGGCUCCAGCUCCCAUGUUAACUCAAAGAGACCAUGGCUUGUUGACCACACUGGACUGGGUUUCAGGGAGUGGGCCUCCAAGGUACCGGAUGCCAAGGAGCAAAAGAGAUGGCUUCCCAGGCAGCCUGGUGUCCUCAGGCAGUGGGUGAUGGCCAGGUGAGCACCCAGACCCCAAGACCCUCAUGUGUUGUAUGCCUGUCAUCCUCUGUACUGGCUGUUUGUGGCCAGCACCAACACCUGUGACUCAAUUCCAGGAGCAAGAGGGGAGUGAGCUGGUGGCUGCAAGGCUGGUUAGGAACCCAGGUCAGAGAGAUGGGGGCCGGGAGCCCGAUCUGGGUCACAUUAGGUACCAUGGAAGCCGCUGAGACUUGACAUUUUUUCCUACCUUCUCGGCUCAACCUGUGGAGACGGGGACCACAGGGAAGCCCCCUCUUCCUGCUCUGCCCUCCUGGAGACUGUUGCAAAAUUCUCAACUGCCUCAUGGCAAAUGCCCAAAGCCUGCUCCGCACCCAGGCGGGGGCAGCUGUUAAUGAGGACCUUGAUGCAGCUGCAGCCAGGGCAGGAGAGGGCCCGGCUCCAGCUGGUUUCUCUCUGGCGCCUCCUGAACCCGUCUCAGCAGGUCCACAACACCUGGGCAGAGAGGUCAGAGAGCAAGGGAGGCCAGGUUCUGCUCUGUGCAUUGCCCAGCACCUAGGUUCUUGAUGGAAAGCCCUUCUGGGCAGCAAGGGAGCUCAGGGAACAGAGGAGAGCAGGAGGCCCCAGCUGCAGGCCCUUGAGGCCUGGCGGGGAGGGGCCGAGGCACAGGAGCCAGCUCCCGUGUUGUUCUCCCUGCGUGCCCUCUGUGGCUGGGGCUGCCACCCCACCCGGUCUGAAUCUGUCUCGACCUGCAGGAGCACACGGGCGGCGCCAGGCAUUACCUCACAGUGGGGCUGCAGUGGCUGGCUUCGCUCCUGGGCAAGGAGGAGCAGGCCAGAGCCCCUUUCGCUUCCUUUUCCUGCCCAUGCGGCUUCUAGAAGCCGGCCGCAGGUUGCCAGGAGGUGACAUGAAAGAGGAGGAAACUCGGUGACCUCUACCUUUCCUGCAUUCCUCCUGGCGGGGGAGGACCCAGCUGCUGCUCUGAAGAAUGUGCGUGUGUGUGGGCACGGGGGCUUGGUGUGGGCUGAUGGCGCAGAUCUCACCAGAUGGACUGGGUCUGGACUCGUAGAUUCAUAAAAUGUUUGAGGGUCUGGGAGCCCCUCACCUCUCCUUGGUGCACUUUGGCGUUUGAAUGGUGUCUUCUGCAGACAGCACAGCAAUAAAUGGAGUGAUUGCGUGGA
Messenger RNA from Cynocephalus volans (Philippine flying lemur), 3686 nucleotides. RefSeq names its product FHF complex subunit HOOK interacting protein 2B (gene FHIP2B). The transcript is spliced from 17 exons. NCBI's taxonomy places the organism in Eukaryota, Metazoa, Chordata, Mammalia, Dermoptera, Cynocephalidae. The coding region runs from base 51 to 2282 and encodes 743 amino acids. The record is from RefSeq and is a predicted model, not a curated record.